AUGGCUGUGGCAGCCCUUCUUUUCGCCUCAUCCGCCAACGCCCACAUGAUCAUGGCAAGCCCUGUCCCAUUCAGCGUCGACAAGCUCGACAACGCUCCCAUCACAGCUGCGCAGUACCCAUGCAAAAUCAACCUUGGAUUUACCGUCUCAACCAUGAACAACAUGAAAGUUGGCGAAGAACAGACUUUGUCCUUCAAAGGCUCCGCUGUCCAUGGAGGUGGCAGCUGCCAGCUGAGUGUUACGACCGACAAGACGCCCACCGCGAACUCGAAAUUCAAAGUCAUCAUGUCCAUGGAGGGUGGCUGCCCUGGCAUCGAUGGUCCCCUGACCUUCAAGUACAAAAUCCCCGACAGCGUCCCCAAUGGCCAGGUCACCCUUGCAUGGACCUGGUUUUCCCGUCUCAGCGGCCAGCCCGAGCUGUACAUGAACUGCGCACCCCUAAUGGUCACUGGAGGUGCUAGCGACACCAAGGCUUUCGAUGCUCUGCCCGACAUGUUCGUUGCCAACAUCGCCACAGCUCAGUGCACCACUCCCGCGAACUUCAACACCAAGUUCCCCAACCCGGGCCAGAACGUCUUGACUGACGACUCUGCUGCUGCCGCAAACCCCCCAACUGGCGCAGGUUGUGGCAAGGCUGUCAGCGGAGGAGGAGACGCCUCCUCAGCAGCCGGCGGCGCCCCGACCUCCGUGGCCGCAACCUCUGCCGCAGAGGCCCCCAGCAACACCGGCGGCGUCUUCGCACCCGGCGCCUCGUCCGCUGCCCCCGCCGAAAGCACUUCCACCCUUACGACCCUCGUCACCCUCACCGCCUCGCCCUCCGUCCCAGCAGCCGCUACCUCCGCGCCCGCAGCUGGUACCGAAGCGCCCGCAUCUGGUACCGAAGCACCCGCGGCCGGUACCUCAGCAGCAGCAGCACCAGUCCCUACCACCCCGAGCGGCGGUGGAGGCGGUGCCACUUGCUCUACCAACGGCGCAGUUGUGUGCAACGGAGCGACGCAGUUCGGUCUCUGCGACAACGGGAAGGUGGUCUGGCAGGCUGUUGCGGCGGGCACGACCUGCAGCAACGGGCAGAUCACCAAGCGACAAUGGCGACGGGAGCUGAGGGGCCGUGUGCCGCUGAAGCCGGAGACUUUGUAG
Molecule: messenger RNA, 1137 nt
Organism: Mytilinidion resinicola
Lineage: Eukaryota; Fungi; Ascomycota; Dothideomycetes; Mytilinidiales; Mytilinidiaceae
Exons: 1
Coding region: 1-1137 (378 amino acids)
Source: RefSeq, a predicted model, not a curated record